This is a messenger RNA of Lodderomyces margitis, 2535 nucleotides long. RefSeq lists its product as uncharacterized. The transcript has a single exon. Lineage: Eukaryota; Fungi; Ascomycota; Pichiomycetes; Serinales; Debaryomycetaceae. The record is from RefSeq and is a predicted model, not a curated record. The coding region runs from base 1 to 2535 and encodes 844 amino acids.
AUGAAUAAGGUUGGCCCAAUACUCCGCCGAGUGGCUAUAAGGCGAUCAAGAGCUGUCUUGCUAUUAUUUAUCCUUCUAGUGAUCCAUAUUUUUAUCGCAUCUUAUGUGCAUGACACUCCUAUCAAACAAUAUAUUGCUGAUAAUGUACCGAUCCCACAGCUAAAACAACUACUACUAACAAACGAGUCUGUACGAAAUGGUACUGAGUUUGAUACUACAGUACUUGAGUACAUACAGAAGCAAAAAGACAUCAGCACAAAUAUACCUGCGAGGAUAGAUGAUAAAACUAAAGAGCAGAUUGAGGUGACAAAACAAGUAUUGGAGGGAACCACAUAUACUACUGAUGACUCGUUUAAUAUAAUCACCAUCCCACCGAAAGAACAAAUACCAGCAUUUCUGAAAUAUGACCCUAGGUAUACAUUUGGCAUGUUGCUAAGGUAUAUCAAUGCUAAUGUUGAUAGUCAAGAGGUGGAGCAGCUGCUGCAAAAGUUAACAAUACCUGCUUUUCACUGGGCCGACUACGUUGACAUGUCAGCGUUGGAGAAAUACCUAUUCAAUCCAGAAAAAGAGCCUUGUUCAUACUUUGACACCACCGUUAGGAAUCCAAAGAAGAAUGAACGUGAACACUUUUUCAAACCUGAGACAUAUUGUGUGAGUGAUGAUGACAUUGAUAGAAUUUUAAAAGACCCUGAAGCGCAAGCAAGGUACACUCCAGAUAUUAUUACAGCUUUCCAAAGAAUACAACGCGAACAAGAAUCAUUACCUUCAUUAACCACUGGGUUCCAUAUAUUCAAUCCAGCUGGGAGGAAUAUGCGUUCAAAGCGACCAGUCUUAUCUCGAUCUUAUUUAUACGACUUUAUGCAAGUACCGUUGACAGUUACAUUCCUAUUACCAGGAGAGAAAUCACUACAGUUGAAUGUCAACCAAGCACAACAUACAAAAUUAAAAGACUCAAAUAUAUAUCAGCAGGGUGAAAUUAAUGUCAAAGACGAAAUUACUUUAUUGGCUAACAAGUUGACAAAGACUGGCGGGGACCUAUUUCCUGAGAAACAUCUCACUCAUGAGCAAUUUAUUGAUUCAAGCGCCAAAAAUGCUGCAUCAUUGGAGUCACUGAGAACUCAGCUCAACCAAACUGACCAGAAUUACCUUCAAGCACUCAAAACAUCACUUGGGGAGCAAGAUCCAUGGAAAUAUUUUAAUGAAGCAUACAUUUUGAGAAGGGAAGCAAAUUUCGCUCUUGGGAGUCAUUAUGACUGGAGAUUUAUGAAUGGGAUAGUCAAUGGAACGCCGAAGCAAGGCAUAUCCAUUAAUGGGUUACUCAAGGCAUUUCUCAGACUAACAAACCAGUACAAUAUAAAUACUUGGAUCGCCCAUGGAUCAUUACUUUCUUGGUAUUGGAAUGGGUUGCAAUUUCCAUGGGAUGCUGAUAUUGAUGUUCAGAUGCCCAUCCUGGACUUACACAGAUUUACCCAAUUAUUUAAUCAAACUGUUGUUUUUGAUUUUGGUACUGACUUGAAUCAAGAAACAAGGUUUGGACGAUACUUUUUGGACUCGUCAACGUUUAUUUCGCAUAGAUCAAGAGGAAACGGAAAAAACAAUAUUGAUGCCAGGUUCAUUGACAUGGAUACUGGAUUGUAUAUUGACAUCACGGGCUUGGCCAUCUCAGAUAUGCCAACUCCCCGAAGAUACAAUUUUCUUUUAACCAAGACAAAAUACGCCAGUAAAGAGAAUGACAACUCGAUCAACCCCAUUGAAAAGAAUAAUUUUUUGCAAAUUUACAAUUGCCGUAAUGCCCAUUUUUCAAAAUUACAAGAAAUUAGUCCGCUUCGAUUGAACUUGGUCCAAGGUGAGUUUGGUUACGUUCCUUACGAUUUUGAAGGUAUGUUGCAUGCCGAAUACCGUGCCAAGGGAACUUCAAGUACAUUCUUUGCCGGCCAUGUCUUUUUGCCUAAAUUGCGAAUUUGGGUCGAUAAGAAUUCAGUGUUACGAUUUGUCACCAAUGGCGGUAAAAAUGAUGGCCAAGGUCGAAUGCAGAGGAUCACGCAAGGUGAUGCCAAUAUAAUAACGGUUACAUUGACUGAUGAUGAGUAUAUUGAAUAUUUAUAUCAAAAUAAGCCAGUGUUGCGUGACUUUAUUGCCACUCAUCAAAUCACAUUGUUGCACACGUUGGAAUUACGCAAACUCGUAACGAGUAAGUCGUCAUUACGGAAAUUUCUAAAAGAAAAUGCUGGCAUUUAUGGGUUUGGUGAUGUUGAUGUUGAUGCCAAAUUGACUGAGCCUAAACAAGCCAGUUUGCAAUUGGAUUUUUUUGUGAAUCAAGUUAGAAAUGCAGAAAUGGGAUAUAAUUUUAAUGAUGAGUUGAAGAAGUUAAACGACAAGAUUCAACAGAAUGAAGCGGAUUAUCAGAAGCGAUUGAAUCCUGGUAUGGUUGAGAAAUUUAAAAAAGAGCUUUGGGCGGAAAAGAAAGAGAAGGAGGAGGAAAAUGAAGAUAAAGGGCAAAAAGGGAGAAAGAAAACAAAAAGGGCUACAAAAUAG